Lycium barbarum (goji berry) is the source of this 1166-nucleotide messenger RNA. RefSeq lists its product as uncharacterized. NCBI's taxonomy places the organism in Eukaryota, Viridiplantae, Streptophyta, Magnoliopsida, Solanales, Solanaceae. Gene Ontology annotation, molecular function: double-stranded DNA binding. Gene Ontology annotation, biological process: regulation of DNA-templated transcription; chloroplast organization. The transcript is spliced from 2 exons. Gene Ontology annotation, cellular component: chloroplast. Bases 83 to 559 code for a protein of 158 amino acids. The record is from RefSeq and is a predicted model, not a curated record.
UCGGUGUCAAUUGUGUUUUCACAUGUAUCAAUUGUGUUUUGACAUACCUGACGGUAGUGGGAAAGGAGAAUAACUUGCACUGAUGUUCAGAAUUAGUAGUAAUAAUGGCGAACAAAAGUAUCUCUUUGCUUUCACAUUUCAGCUCUUUUACUCCACAGCUCCAGCUAGUUCCCGUGCCAAUGUCUUGGUGGACUUUAUGGUGAACUCACUUGGCUUCUCAACAGAAGAAGCCAUUUCUACCAGCUCCAAGGUAUCUUGUUCAAGACUCAGAAACUAUGAGCCCCAUUUGUUACUUGAUGUCUUUGACCAAAUGGGUACUAACAAAUUACAGAUCAAAACCCUCAUUUCUUCUUCCCCUAAAUUGUUGAUUUGUCGUGUUGACAAAAACCUUCAACCCAAAAUUAAGGUUUUACAACAACUUGGCUUAUCUGGCUCUGACCUUGUUACAUUAAUCAAGAAAAAUUUCGAAAUACCAGAGAACUGGAUGAAGGUCUUUAGUUUGUCUUAUUUUGGCGCAACUAGAGCUGUAAUGAUUGUCUCAUGUUGGAAACUCAUAUAGAUAACAGCUUUUUAAAAAGAAUCCCACUGGCCAAUCCGCACUUUGUUUUUGAAAUACAGCAGCACCAAGAGAAAACAGUCUACAAAGAAAAGAAAUGUUGCUUAAAAUAAACUGCAAGAAGCCUUCUGUUUAGGUCUUGGCCAAAUUACUUGGUGUUGCUCUCCUUGAAAUCACAUUUGUAAGAAAACUCGGCCUUGGAUUCUGUCUAGCUGUCUGUGGAAAUUGGCUGGACUCUUGGAGUGAGAACGCCUGAGGAUUCCUCAAGUUGAACAACGAUUAAAAAUAAUGUAUCCAAUAGUAUCUUUGGGAUGAGUUGCUUUUCUAUCCUUGUCCGUUCUUUGUCAUUUGAAGCAUAUGAAAUUGGUUACAUAGAAAACACACUUCCAUGUGUUUAUACGCUGUGUUUUUUUUUUUUAGGAAAGACAAGUGUAUGCAGUAUAUGUGCUCUUACCUUUUGGUUUUAAAUUCUUCCAACUCUUGUAUGACUUAUUUGUUUUGCAUACCAAAACAAUUGAACAUGGUUACUUCCAGUAACCAGAUGGAUUCAGUCUUAGGAGCUCCAUCAUUUUUUACUUUCAUGGCACUUAAGAUUGUGGGUGUUUUCUUA